AUGUCCACUGGCAACGUGAAUCCUCCGCCUCUGCCACCCGGCUUGACAGUUACGGAUCCUAUCAGCGCCAUCGGCACAUCCCCCUUCACAACCGCAAAUACCUUCUCAGGCGACUUUCUCAGCCUCCCAAUCCCAGACGACGAACAGCUCUGGGGCCUCAGUCCAAUCUCACCAACAAUGGGCACCGGCAGUUGGGACACCAAAGCCGAUUCGGCCGCGUUCGCAAGCUCCGCGCUAGAGCGCGAUCUGAAGAACGCUCAAGUCCGCAACGGCCAACCUACACCCCCUCCAUACGAUGAUCAGCACUCGCGCGAUCCAUCCAGUCUCGAGGCAGAGCCGGCGAGUAAACGCCGCCGCGCGAGAGAGUCCAAAACCGCCGCCGCAAGCCUCAGUCCAGAUCUAGACGACUGUCCACAGCAAGAGCGCGCCAAACGAGCCAAGUUCCUCGAGCGCAACCGUCUCGCGGCAAGCAAGUGCCGCCAAAAGAAGAAGGAACAUACCCAACUGCUGGAAGUCCGGUAUAAAGAGCAGUCGGAAAAGAAAGAACUGCUAGUGGGCGAAAUCGCCCGGCUCCGCUCCGAGAUCCUAAGCCUGAAAAAUGAGGUCCUGAAACAUGCCCAGUGUGGCGACGAGCCGAUCAAGCUCCAUCUAGCACAGAUGGUGAAAAGGAUCACAGACAACGACGGUGCACCGGCUGUGCCGGUCGACCCGCCCAUUCAGUUACCGGAUCAUGCCCCGGCCUCGCCGUCAGAUACGGCGCCCACGCCGACUGCCACGAGCGCGCCGGCACCGACGGGGUCAGCGGCGCUUUCGUUUGGCUUUGAUGAUCCGCUGCAGUUGGAGCCGGCCGCUGCGGCGGCGGCGGAGGCCUUUGAGCAGCAGUUACGGCGGGACUCGGAGGUGUCGAUGGUUUCGGAGUCUUCGUAUGCGUUUUCUGCGGAUGAGACUUUUGAUGAUUUGAUCAAUGUAUAA
Molecule: messenger RNA, 972 nt
Organism: Penicillium daleae
Lineage: Eukaryota; Fungi; Ascomycota; Eurotiomycetes; Eurotiales; Aspergillaceae
Gene: atfB
Product: bZIP transcription factor atfB
Exons: 1
Coding region: 1-972 (323 amino acids)
Biological process (GO): regulation of transcription by RNA polymerase II
Molecular function (GO): DNA-binding transcription factor activity, RNA polymerase II-specific; RNA polymerase II cis-regulatory region sequence-specific DNA binding
Source: RefSeq, a predicted model, not a curated record